Carlito syrichta (Philippine tarsier) is the source of this 823-nucleotide messenger RNA. Its product is annotated as mitoferrin-2. Gene Ontology annotation, biological process: iron import into the mitochondrion. Gene Ontology annotation, molecular function: ferrous iron transmembrane transporter activity. The record is from RefSeq and is a predicted model, not a curated record. The transcript has 3 exons. Gene Ontology annotation, cellular component: mitochondrial membrane. NCBI's taxonomy places the organism in Eukaryota, Metazoa, Chordata, Mammalia, Primates, Tarsiidae. Bases 7 to 804 code for a protein of 265 amino acids.
ACCCGGAUGCAGAGUCUUCAGCCAGACCCAGCCGCCCGCUAUCGCAACGUGCUGGAGGCCCUCUGGAGGAUCAUAAGAACCGAAGGCCUGUGGAGGCCCAUGCGGGGGCUGAACGUCACGGCCACCGGCGCGGGGCCUGCCCACGCCCUUUACUUUGCCUGCUACGAAAAGUUAAAAAAGACACUGAGUGACGUAAUCCACCCCGGGGGCAAUAGCCAUAUUGCCAACGGUGCGGCCGGGUGUGUGGCGACGCUGCUUCACGAUGCGGCCAUGAAUCCAGCAGAAGUGGUCAAGCAGCGGAUGCAGAUGUACAACUCGCCGUACAACCGGGUGACGGACUGUGUGCGGGCAGUGUGGCAGAAUGAAGGGGCCGGGGCCUUCUACCGCAGCUACACCACGCAGCUGGCCAUGAACGUGCCCUUCCAGGCCAUCCACUUCAUGGCCUACGAGUUCCUGCAGGAGCAGCUGAACCCCCAGAGACGGUACAACCCCAGCUCCCACGUGCUCUCCGGGGCGUGUGCAGGAGCCGUGGCUGCCGCGGCCACGACCCCGCUGGACGUUUGCAAGACCCUGCUGAACACCCAGGAGUCCUUGGCCUUGAACUCAAACGUGACAGGACACAUCACAGGCUUGGCUGGUGCCUUCAGGACGGUGUACCGAGUGGGCGGGCUGACCGCCUACUUCCGAGGGGUGCAGGCGCGCGUCAUCUACCAGAUCCCCUCCACGGCCAUAGCGUGGUCUGUGUACGAGUUCUUCAAAUACCUGAUCACUCAGCGGCAGGAAGAGUGGCGGGCGGGCAAGUGACGUCGCACUGGACCGAGCC